UGCAGAGACGGAGCACAACCCAGCAGGAAAGCAGGGAACAGAGAGAGGAGGCCCCUGGCACCCCUGCUCGCUGCACCCUAGGCCGCUCACCAUGGCGCUGGGCUUGGAGCAGGCGGAGGAGCAGCGGCUGUACCAGCAGACGCUCCUGCAGGACGGGCUCAAGGACAUGCUGGACCACGGCAAGUUCCUGGACUGCGUGGUGCGGGUGGGCGAGCGCGAGUUCCCGUGCCACCGCCUGGUGCUGGCCGCCUGCAGCCCCUACUUCCGGGCGCGCUUCCUGGCCGAGCCGGAGCCGGCGGGCGAGCUGCGCCUGGAGGAGGUGGCCCCGGACGUGGUGGCGCAGGUGCUGCACUACCUGUACACGUCGGAGAUCGCGCUGGACGAGGCGAGCGUGCAGGACCUGUUCGCCGCGGCGCACCGCUUCCAGAUCCCGUCCAUCUUCACCAUCUGCGUGUCCUUCCUGCAGAAGCGCCUGUGCCUCUCCAACUGCCUGGCCGUCUUCCGCCUCGGGCUGCUGCUGGACUGCCCCCUGCUGCUGCGGAAGGUGCAGAUGGUGAAGGACGCGCACGAGGGCCGCCUCACCGUGCUGCGCAAGAAGAAGAAGGAGAAGGGGAAGGAGGCAGCCGGGCCCCAGGCGGCCAGCAAGGGCACCGGCGACGCCAAGGCCGAGGGGGAGGAGGAGGACGAGCGCGUCCUCCCUGGCAUCCUCAACGACACUCUGCGCUUCGGCAUGUUCCUGCAGGACCUCAUCUUUAUGAUCAGCGAGGAGGGCGCCGUGGCCUACGAUCCGGCGGCCAAUGAGUGUUACUGUGCCUCCCUCUCCACUCAGAUCCCCAAGAACCACGCCAGCCUGGUGACGAAGGAGAACCAGGUCUUCGUGGCCGGGGGCCUCUUCUUCAACGAGGACAACAAAGAAGACCCCAUGAGCUCUUACUUUUUGCAGUUUGACCACCUGGACUCAGAGUGGCUGGGGAUGCCGCCGCUGCCCUCGCCGCGCUGCCUCUUCAGCCUGGGAGAGGCUCUCAACGCCAUCUACGUGGUCGGCGGCCGGGAGCUCAAGGAGCGGGAGAGCAGCCUGGACUCGGUGCUGUGCUACGACCGCCUGUCAUUCAAAUGGGGUGAGUCGGACCCGCUGCCCUAUGCAGUGUACGGCCACGCGGUGCUCUCCCAUAUGGACCUUGUCUACGUCAUUGGCGGCAAAGGCAGCGACCGGAAGUGCCUGAACAAGAUGUGCGUCUAUGACCCCAAGAAGUUCGAGUGGAAGGAGCUGGCUCCCAUGCAGACGGCCCGGUCACUCUUCGGGGCCACCGUGCACGAUGGCCGCAUUUUUGUGGCCGCCGGUGUCACGGACACGGGGCUGACCAGUUCCGUGGAGGUGUACAGCAUCACAGACAACAAGUGGGCGCCCUUUGAGGCCUUCCCGCAGGAGCGCAGCUCGCUCAGCCUGGUCAGCCUGGCGGGCACCCUCUAUGCCAUCGGUGGCUUUGCCACUCUGGAGACUGAGUCCGGGGAGCUGGUCCCCACAGAGCUCAACGACAUCUGGAGAUAUAACGAGGAGGAGAAGAAGUGGGAAGGUGUUCUGCGGGAGCUUGCCUAUGCCACCGGCGCCACCUUCCUACCCGUGCGACUCAACGUGCUGCGCCUGACCAAGAUGUGACCAGCCCGGAGGGCCUGAACUCAGCACCGUCCCACCCCGUGGCCCACACAGGCCGGGCCUCCUGGGGGCUCCAGGGAGGAGGCUGGGAGAGGCCAGAGCCCACCUGGACCUGUUGUAAUGGCCGAGUGGCUGCUUCAGCGGGGAAGGUAGUAGCUGCCCAGUCCUAGCCUUGGGGCAGGGGCGAGGAAUUUAAGGCCUCUCUGGGGUCUCCGGUCUCCACCAUAUCCCCCCGUUCUUGAGCCAGAACCACAGGGACAUCAUCCCCACCUGCAUCCCGGCCCUGUCCCAGCCCAGCUCUGUGCCUGCAAAUUCCCCACAAGCCCCAGUCCUGGCUGUCAGAGGGGGACGGUCCCCACCGAGUGCUCCCUGCAGCACAGAUAGGGCUCCUUCUGUGAGAAGAAUAAAGUGCCUUCUGAGCGGGCAGCUCAGGGUCCGGAAGCCGGGGCUCCAAGA
Messenger RNA from Myotis brandtii (Brandt's bat), 2110 nucleotides. It is a transcript of the gene KLHL40, whose product is annotated as kelch-like family member 40. The coding region runs from base 92 to 1657 and encodes 521 amino acids. Gene Ontology annotation, molecular function: protein binding. The record is from RefSeq and is a predicted model, not a curated record. Lineage: Eukaryota; Metazoa; Chordata; Mammalia; Chiroptera; Vespertilionidae. Gene Ontology annotation, cellular component: I band; A band. Gene Ontology annotation, biological process: skeletal muscle fiber development; negative regulation of protein ubiquitination; negative regulation of proteasomal ubiquitin-dependent protein catabolic process. The transcript is spliced from 7 exons.